This is a messenger RNA of Helianthus annuus (common sunflower), 685 nucleotides long. Its product is annotated as ubiquitin-conjugating enzyme E2-23 kDa. Bases 1 to 567 code for a protein of 188 amino acids. NCBI's taxonomy places the organism in Eukaryota, Viridiplantae, Streptophyta, Magnoliopsida, Asterales, Asteraceae. Gene Ontology annotation, cellular component: nucleus. Gene Ontology annotation, biological process: ubiquitin-dependent protein catabolic process; protein polyubiquitination. Gene Ontology annotation, molecular function: ubiquitin conjugating enzyme activity. The transcript has 6 exons. The record is from RefSeq and is a predicted model, not a curated record.
AUGUCUUCUACAACCAAACGCAAGGAAAUUGACCUCAUGAAACUAAUGAUGAAUAAUUUCAAGGUGGAAACCAUUGAUGAUAGCGUGAAUGAAUUCUUUGUGUAUAUGAAUGGACCUCCUAACAGUUCUUACGCCGGAGGUUUGUGGAAGGUACGAGUUGAGCUUCCAAAUGAUUACCCGUAUUCCUCUCCAUCAAUUGGCUUUGUUAACAAGAUUUAUCAUCCAAAUGUUGAUGAAGCGUCAGGCACAGUUUGCGUAGAUGUGCUUAAUCAGACUUGGAGCCCCAUGUUUGACUUAGUGAAUGUGUUUGAGAACUUUCUUCCCCAACUCUUGAUGGACCCAAAUGCCGAUGAUCCAUUGAACACAGAAGCUGCUGCUCUUAUCUUAAGUGACAAACAAACUUACGAAAAAAGAGUGAAAGAGUACCGUGAACAAUACGCGAAGCCGGAGGAUGUUGGUGUAGUUGAAGAUGAGAAAACAAGUGACGAGGAAGUUAGUGAUGAUGGUAAAGACUCUGGAGAUGAUGAUGUUGGAACGUCUGUGGCUGCGGGCCCUUUCGACCCGUAGCCCAUGUUAGCUCCUAUGGUUUUUUGUACAUUGGUGUUGUACAAAGCCCAUAGUAGUGAAGUGAAAUCAAGCUGAAUGAUCAUCCGUUUCAACUAGCAAAUAAAUUUUGAAUUCUAGA